AUGGCCUCCUCACACAGUGGACCUCGCCAGCCGGCGCACCUCGAGACCCCCGGGACAGCCUCGUCCUUUGAACGGCCAAAGCUCACCACCACCACUACCCGCACAACGGCGCACCGCCUCCCCCCGCCUGCUCUCUUCCAAGGCCCACCCUCGAAGAACGCCUCGCACAUCUCUCUCGUUUUACCCACCGACCGCGUUCCUGGGGCUCCCUCCUCCGAAACCGAAAAUGCGGGCCACCAACACCGGAUCAUGCGCCCGUCGCGCGUCCCGCCGGCUUCCUCCUUCUCCGGCCCCAGCUCCGGCCACCUGCGUCAGCAUGCCUCUGGCGCUGCAGGGGGAGCCGUCGCAGACGACAACCGCGCCGAGCAACUGUGGGCGGAGAUGCAAAAGACGCUCGCCGAUGUGGAACUGUCGGCCAUGAACACGUCGCACGUCUUCGGGGCAAGCCACCUGCACGCGCUGGAGGAUCUGCGCGCGGCCCAGCUCUCGCUCGCGCAGACCUGGGCGAAGACCGAGACGGACGAACUGCUCGAGCACGAUUUCGACACCACGAGCAGAAACGAAGCCAACGUCGGGGCAGCGUUGGAGGCCAAGACCUCGGCGGGGGGGACGGCCAACGUUCCGCCCAUGCCCAUGUCCACGCCGAGCACCGCAGCACGCGCGAAGGGCACGACGCCGCAGACGGGCUCGUCCCCCGCGACGGCAAAGGACGGGAAGGACGGUAAGGAUGGUGGCGGCAAGCCGAGCGCGUUCACGAAUGAUAAGAACCUGGAGGAGGAGACGGAGCGGGACAUCCAACUCGCGAGGAAGCGCCGCGAGGCCAACGACCGGUAUUUCUCGCAGGUCAAUCGUGGGGUGUUGGAGGUGGUGAGUAAGCUUGACGAGGUGGCCGGGGCGAUGAGGCGCGUCGAGCGCGAGAGCCGCGAGAUCUGGGACGAGAGUACCGACGAGGAUGACACCGAGGAUGAGCGCACGGGCGGCAGUGAGACAGAGGAGGGUGAUGCUGAUGGCGAGGGAGGGAGUGGUACGGAACGGUCGGGCUUGACAGACAGUCCUGUGCCUGUGAGGAAGGAUGGAUGA
Cladophialophora yegresii CBS 114405 is the source of this 1080-nucleotide messenger RNA. RefSeq lists its product as uncharacterized. The record is from RefSeq and is a predicted model, not a curated record. Lineage: Eukaryota; Fungi; Ascomycota; Eurotiomycetes; Chaetothyriales; Herpotrichiellaceae. The transcript has a single exon. The coding region runs from base 1 to 1080 and encodes 359 amino acids.